UUCGGAAGGAAGAAAUGCAUUGCCACACCGAGUUGGUUCCUGCGGGAAGUUUUCCAGGUCUGACUGACAGCACGUUCACGCCAGAGCCUAGCGACCACAACCAGUAGAACCACUGAUCCGACAAAACAUCAGCACCUCGUCAGCGUCUUCGAUCCUCUGAUAAGAUAUACUCUUUCCAGCGAGCUCGUUUCAGGGCGUCAACGUAGUCGCUCCUUUGGCUUCAAGCUCUUGUCCGUACUGUUGGCAUGAUAAAGUGACUUCGUCACAUGGAGCCUUUCAUUGAACAAGCUGCUUCGUCAAGUGAUCCUUCUGGUUACACCGCUAAUCCCACAGCACACCUACUCAGCAAAAUGGGCCAUCUCCGUUACAAACCAGCUCUCCUACUCGCUACAAUCCUCCUCCUCGCCUACCCUCCCCCACUUCUCUCCCAAACGCCUGCCGACGCCCUAGACUGCUCAACAGAGCAGCUGUACCCUCUAGGUGUCUACGUCUUCUGCUCUCUUCCCAGCCCCUCCAUCCGCUUCACCUGCCUCUUUGGCGGGGGACGGAACGCAUUCACUCGAUGGACAAACAACCCGCAGUGCUACAAGAUAAGGAAAGGCGCCCUCUGGUGCCUCAACUGCCAGAUGCGGUGCAAGCCGCUGCCCCGGUGCUGUGACUCCACCGCUGUAGCGGAUGUGACUCUAGCGAUGAAUUGGACAAACGCUGGCCCGCUGUUCAUGUUCACCCGGAUUUUGGGGCUCAAGUGCCCCGGGAAUGGGGCGUGUUGGUGGGACGGGGGGUACCCUCAGUGCGAUGCAUCAGGCAUGUCAACUAAUAACUUUGUGCCCACCAUGCCCUGUUCCUGGCGCCUCGGAAACUUCAAGAGGGUCAGGUGCUAACCUGCAGUACAUGGUGAGCCACGCCCACUGUGAUUAUGAAGUGGGUACACUGUCUAAUAAAUUGCUGCUUUUAUG
Molecule: messenger RNA, 956 nt
Organism: Closterium sp. NIES-67
Lineage: Eukaryota; Viridiplantae; Streptophyta; Zygnematophyceae; Desmidiales; Closteriaceae
Source: the annotation of a GenBank genome assembly